Messenger RNA from Paramecium primaurelia, 977 nucleotides. Lineage: Eukaryota; Ciliophora; Oligohymenophorea; Peniculida; Parameciidae. The record is from the annotation of a GenBank genome assembly.
GUGCUAAAUUUUAAUGUGGAGAUUUACAAAAAGUUAAAUAGCUGAUUUUGUUCAUUAUCGUUAACAACAAUUACCAGAAGGUUACACAUAAAAUGAAGAAAUGAAUAUCAUAAAUCAUUAUUGCUGUAAUUUACUGCCAACUUUAUUUAAGAAUGAAAAAAAUUAAUAAUUAACUUUAAUUUCUUAUGCUGCAGUACUAUUUAAACGAUAUUAUAUGAUAAAAACAAUAUUUGAAUAAUCUGGAAUGCAUUAAAUGCUAUUAUUUUGUAGUUAUUUAGGAAUGAAAUUAAAUGGAGUAAUAUAAUAAUUCAUUUUAGCUUUCUUAAUAAUCAAUUGCUAUUCAAGCAUAAUAAUUAAAAAAGAAACCAAAACAUGAACGUUUUCAUCAUUAUGGAGAUGAGUUUUAUGCUAAAUAUGAAAUUUUGAUAGUACAAGCUUUAGGCUAUGAUAUUGAUGUAAAGCCGAUUUAUCCUAUUAUUCAAUCAGCAAUCUUUAUUUAUCAAAUAAAAGAUCUUUUAGAAUAAUCUCUAUUCAUUAGAUGUGAAAAGAAAAUUGAAGAAUAUUUUUUAAAAUCUCUAUAGGGUUUUACAAUAUUUACUUAUAAGGAAAGUGAGAUUGCUUUGGCAAUUGUAGAAUGUAGUUUACAAUCAAUCUUUUCUGAAAUUCUAUCACCACAUAUAUCUUUAGGAGGGAUCAAACCAUUAAAGUAAUUGACAAUAGAAAAAAUAAAAAAAUAUUAUUAAGAAUAUAAACAGAAUGGGACCUUGAUAAUAGAAUAAAUAGAUUAAAGAGAUAUAUCUAUAGCAAAUCAUUCUUAAUAGAUUUAAGAAGUGGUUCAAUUGCUUUAAGAAAUCAAAGACAUUUCAAGAGAAUUUGAGAAAAAUUAUGAACGCUAUAAGUAAAGAAAGUAGGUAGUCUUUUCACUACCAAUGAGCGUAGAAUUUUUGGAUGUGAAAAAAUAAGUAGCCUAUAAUUGA